CCUACAACAUGCGUCUCAUUCUCACAGGUGCCACCGGCAUGGUCGGAUCGGCCGCCCUCAACCAUGUUCUUUCUCUCCCGCCGGGGGAAGUAUCGCACUUGUAUAUCUUGAGCCGGAAAUCUGUGCCCAUCGCUGAGGAUCGGCCCGACGUUACUGUGAUCGAGCAUAAGAACUUCAACGAAUACAGUCCUGAAUUGUUAGAGAAGUUAAAAGGAGCCGAUGGCUGUAUUUGGGCGUUGGGAAUUUCCCAGACACAAGUAUCGAAAGAUGAGUAUGUGAAAAUCACCAUGGACUAUCCAUUAGCAGCAGCAAAAGCCUUUUCGGGAUUAUCGGAUUCUUUUAACUUCGUAUAUGUUUCAGGAGAAGGAGCAACACAAGAACCAGGAAUGUUCACUCCAUUCUACGGUCGGAUAAAAGGCGAGUGUGAAGCGGCAUUGAUCGCUCUAUCCAAAAAGUACCCUAGUCUGAAGCCCUACUCCGUCAGACCUGGGCUCGUUGACCCGGCCUACGACCCGGCGACACUGGCAUCUGUCAUGCAGCGGCCGGACUUCACUGCCACCAAAAAGAUGCUCUUAGGGACUAUCGGUCCCCUCACAAGACAAUGCUAUUCCAAAGGUGUCUCACCGACGAAGGACCUCGGGCGCUUCUUGACAGACCUGGCUAAGGGAAACGGACAACCACUUACAGGAGAGGGAGUCAGUGGUGGUGGAUGGAUUAUAUCGAAUGCUGCAUUCCGGAAAGCGGCCGGUCUCUAACCCUAUCUCGCGGCCUCAAUUCCGUGUUCUAUAUAUCAUAUAUACC
Aspergillus pseudotamarii is the source of this 801-nucleotide messenger RNA. RefSeq lists its product as uncharacterized. The coding region runs from base 9 to 755 and encodes 248 amino acids. Lineage: Eukaryota; Fungi; Ascomycota; Eurotiomycetes; Eurotiales; Aspergillaceae. The record is from RefSeq and is a predicted model, not a curated record. The transcript has 3 exons.